This is a messenger RNA of Chionomys nivalis (European snow vole), 8971 nucleotides long. RefSeq names its product tubulin tyrosine ligase like 4 (gene Ttll4). The record is from RefSeq and is a predicted model, not a curated record. Gene Ontology annotation, biological process: microtubule cytoskeleton organization; protein polyglutamylation. Bases 375 to 3998 code for a protein of 1207 amino acids. Gene Ontology annotation, molecular function: tubulin-glutamic acid ligase activity; tubulin binding. NCBI's taxonomy places the organism in Eukaryota, Metazoa, Chordata, Mammalia, Rodentia, Cricetidae. The transcript has 20 exons. Gene Ontology annotation, cellular component: cilium.
CGGAGCGUGGUUGCUAGGGACACCUGAGGUCGCCCGCUCGCCCAGCAGGCGCAGCGAGGAAGCAGCGCGGAGCUGGUGCCAAGCCGCGGUGAAGCAGGGUACCCUAGAAUACUGCAGCUGUGAGGCCCAGCCCUGACAGAGACUAAUUGCUGAGUGCUGAAUGUGAUGAGCUGCCGACCAGAGCUCUGCUGCGCAGGAGCUCCUGGGAGGUGGUGCUGCUAAUGCAGCGUGGCUGGGAAGAGGAGGAGUACCCUGGAGACUCUUGGAAAACUUCGCACAAGCUGACGGAUACAAGGAUGCAGCUGGUGCUAGAGGUGUGUGGCAACUUACCUGAGCCAGGCCAUGAGGCCAUGUUGCUAUGAUGUGGGCCCCUCAUGGCCUCAGCAGGAACAGAACACUACAAUAUUGGCCUGCGCCGAGGAAACAGCUUCAAGCAGAGACGUCCCUCAGGCACAGUGUCUGCUUCACCACCUGAGAAACCCUCAGAGGUCAAAGUCUGGUCUCAGGCCCAUCAGCAGGUGAAGCCAAUCUGGAAGCUGGAAAGGAAGCACGUAGGCACACUGUCAGCGGGGCUGGGCACCAGUCUCUUGGGAGUCCCACCCCAGCCAGCCUAUUUCUUUUGCCCUAGCACUUUAUGUAGCUCUGGGACCACAGCUGUCAUUGCAGGUCACAGCAGUCCCUGUUACCUGCAGUCUCUCCCUGACUUGUUCAGCAAUACUCUGCUGUACCGCCGCACCAACGUGAGGCAAAAACCGUACCAGCAACUGGAAUCUUUCUGCGUGCGUUCCAGCCCAUCAGAGAAAAGAUCGUUUUCUCUCCCUCAGAAGGGUCUCCCUGUCAGUGUCACUGCCAAUAAAGCCACCUCUUCUACAGUCUUCCCCAUGGCCCAGCCUGUGGCGUCUGCACCCACUGAUCCAUACCUCUCACUGGCAGCAGCUGGGGAAAAUCCUUCAAGGAAGAGCUUGUCCUCAGCCAUCUCAGGGAAGACUGCAUCUCCUCCACUGUCCUCCUACAAGCCCAUGCUGAACAACAACUCCUUCAUGAGGCCAAAUAGCACUAAAGUGCCCUUAUCACAAGCCACAGAUGGCCUGAAGCCAGUAUCCUCACCCAAGAUCCAACCUGUCUCCUGGCAUCAUUCAGGGGGUACUGGAGACUGUGUACCCCAGCCUGGUGACCAUAAGGGGCCCCAAAGCAUUGGCACUGUCUUAGAUGAUGCCACUGCCCCUACCACCCUAUCUACCCCUAGUACCUUCAACAUAUCCACAGCCAGUGUUACCUCUUCCCAGUGCAGUCAGAGUAACUUUAGGAUGGAGGCACAUCCCGGUGGCCUGGACGAGAACUCGGAUUCCCAGAGCGCUGCUAAAGAGGUACACUUCACUGAGGCUGUGAGGAAGUUGACUGCAAAAGGCUUUGAGAAGAUGCCACGGCAAGGCUACCAGUUUGAACAGGCUUGUUUUGUGAACCCCAGCUUCCAGUGGGGUCUUCUCAACAGAAGCAGGCGAUGGAAACCUCUGAUGGGCCAGCGGUUUCCUCAGGAGGACAUUGGAUUAGACAGUGGGAUCCUUCCUGGUGCCUCAGACACCUUGGGGUUGGACAGCACAGUCUUUUGUACCAAAAGGAUCAGCAUUCACCUCCUUGCCUCGCAUGUUCAUGGGCUCAACCCCAGCCCUACCUGUGGGUCUGUAAUUGACCCCCAAUUACUUGGAGAAGACCGAGCUCCUGUUCCCCCUUCUUCCCUCCAGCCUCUAGGUGUAGCUGAAGUGACCACUCGCCUUUCUUCUGUCCAUCUUGGCCAGCCUGGGAAGGAACCCGAGGAAGCCAAGGAGCUGAGCUCAUGUGCUGGAGAUAGCCAUUCAGCUACUGACCUCCGGCCAAACCAGGUGGAGCCUGAAGAUACAGAAGAUGAACUAGGUUUGGAAGAUAGCUGCAGCCAUGAUGAAAAUGAAGAAGAGGAGGGAGACUCAGAGUGCUCUUCCUUAAGUAUCGUCUCCCCCAGUGAGUCGGUGGCAAUAAUAUCUCGGAGCUGUGUGGAUUUAAUGUCCAAAUCACUUCCCAAUCAUGAGAAGGUUGUGCGACCAGCCCUCAUCUACAGUCUCUUCCCCAAUGUGUCCCCUACCAUCUAUUUUGGAACUCGGGAUGAAAGAGUGGAGAAACUUCCCUGGGAACAGAGGAAGCUGCUCCGGUGGAAGAUGAGCACAGUGACUCCUAACAUUGUCAAGCAGACCAUUGGACGGUCGCACUUCAAGAUCAGUAAGAGGAAUGACGACUGGCUGGGCUGCUGGGGUCACCACAUGAAGUCUCCUGGUUUUCGAUCCAUUAGAGAGCAUCAGAAGCUAAACCACUUUCCAGGCUCCUUCCAGAUUGGGAGGAAGGACCGGCUGUGGCGGAACCUGUCUCGCAUGCAGAGCCGUUUUGGCAAGAAAGAGUUCAGUUUUUUCCCCCAGUCCUUUAUCCUGCCCCAGGAUGCCAAGCUCCUACGCAAAGCAUGGGAGAGCAGCAGCCGCCAGAAGUGGAUUGUAAAGCCACCAGCAUCUGCUCGAGGCAUUGGCAUUCAGGUCAUUCACAAAUGGAGUCAGCUCCCCAAGCGCAGGCCCCUCCUGGUACAGAGGUAUCUACACAAGCCCUACCUCAUUAGUGGCAGCAAAUUUGAUCUUCGGAUCUAUGUUUACGUUACUUCUUAUGAUCCUCUACGGAUUUACCUCUUUUCGGAUGGACUCGUCCGCUUUGCCAGUUGCAAGUAUUCCCCUUCCAUGAAGAGUCUUAGCAACAAGUUCAUGCACCUGACCAACUACAGUGUCAAUAAAAAGAAUGCGGAGUACCAGGCCAAUGCUGAUGAGACAGCCUGCCAGGGCCACAAAUGGGCACUGAAAGCUUUGUGGAAUUAUCUGAGCCAGAAGGGAAUUAAUAGUGAUGCCAUCUGGGAGAAGAUAAAGGAUGUUGUUGUCAAAACCAUCAUCUCGUCAGAGCCCUACGUGACCAACCUACUGAAGCUGUAUGUGCGGCGCCCCUACAGCUGUCAUGAACUCUUUGGUUUUGACAUCAUGCUCGAUGAGAACCUAAAACCCUGGGUCCUCGAAGUCAACAUUUCACCAAGCCUCCACUCCAAUUCUCCCCUGGACAUCAGCAUCAAGGGCCAGAUGAUCCGAGAUCUCCUGAACCUGGCAGGCUUUGUUCUGCCCAACGUGGAGGAUAUCCUCUCCAGUUCCAGCAGCCCCAGCAGCUCCAGCGGCUCUAGCACAAGCCUGCCAAGCUCUCCUAGGGACAAAUGUCAAAUGACUCCAGAGCAUUUUACUGCACAGAAGAUGAAGAAAGCAUAUUACCUGACCCAAAAGAUUCCUGACCAGGACUUCUAUGCAUCUGUGCUGGAUGUCUUGACACCAGAUGAUGUUCGGGUUCUGGUUGAGAUGGAAGAUGAGUUUUCUCGUCGUGGUCAAUUUGAAAGAAUUUUUCCUUCUCGAAUCUCUUCUCGUUAUCUUCGUUUUUUUGAGCAGCCACGAUAUUUCAACAUUCUCACCACCCAGUGGGAACAGAAGUACCAUGGAAACAAGAUCAAAGUCCCAACCUCUGCUCAUGUUGUCCUAGGAGUAGACCUGCUCCGGACUUGGUGCUACAAAGGCUUCCACACGGGGAUCGUCUCUGACUCAGCUCCACUGUGGUCUCUGCCAACAUCACUCAUGACUGCCUCAAAGGGUGAUGGGGCAUCAAGUGCCAGCAGCAAAUCAGAACGCAUCAAGUCAAGAAAGCAAAGCUGCUCUGACGGAAACAUGUCAUCCUCUGAAGAUGGGACAACAUCUAAGCCCAAGAAGAGUCAAGCUGGCCUUUCCCGCAUAUCUAGGAAGACUUCAUCCUCAAAGAACAAUGAGGGCACCAGCAAACAGCCCAACCACUCUACCCAGGUGUUACCUGUACUCAAGUACUCUGGGCAGAAUUCCAGACUUUCUGCUUCCUCUGCUUCCCAGUCAGCCAGUGACUCCCUCCUGACUGCUGUGAGCCCAUGACUGGUCUCCUGGUGGGAGCACUCAGCUACCUCAAGGGAACCGACCUGCUGACCAGCCUGAGCCUCUCUCCCCCUCCACUUUGCCCCUCAUCAGAGUAUUUUUUGAAGUGGUUCUAUUGUAGAUAUGGGCAUCUGGAGGGCUGGAGGGGUAGUGGUGAUGGGGAGAAGGUGAAGAAGGUUCAUCCUCUGUCACCUCACUUCCUGCCUGGCGCCUCAUAUCUCAGUAGAGAUGCCAGUGAUGGCCAAGCAGCCUUAUAAAGCAGGGUUUGGUUUCUACUAUGAGAGCCAUGUGUGAUUUAUUUGAGAUCCUCGUGCAGGGCUUGAGUGUUGCUCACGAGGAGAAAACGUGCUAAACAGAAGUCUCUUGUUCUGUAAUUGAGAAGGAUCCCUUGAAGGUCUUGAUUUCCUUAGAUCUUUUGUUCCCUACACAUCUUUGUCUUGAAGAGCCAUUUUUAGAAACUCCCAGUCUUCAAAGACAAGCAGGGGAAACCAUGACAGGCUGCACCCAUUUCUUGGCAUUCUGGUCUUGGGGUGACCUCCAUAACAUAUCUUCAGUUAAGGUUCCACCCAGUCAGUAGCCCUCUAUCUUCUGCAACUCUCACAGGGCUGCAGAGAAGGAUCCUAGAUGAUUUAGUCGUGAUCAUGUAGAGCAGGAUGGAGCGAGCUGCUUUCUUCUCAGCACAGCAACUCUUCUAGUCAGUAUUGCUUUGAGCAGGGUUUGGUGCCUUGGCAGGCAGGUUUUAGCACAAUCAUUUUUGUGGACAGACUUCUCAUCUCUGACAGUUAAUAUUCAGCUAAAUCUACCUCCCUUCUGGACUCAGUAAACACUGAGCAUCAAAUAAACACUGCCUGAGUGAACUGUGCAUACAACUCUCCAAGGACACUGGCCUCUGUUCUCCCCACUGUGGGCAAGUAGAGUCCAGGGAAGCCCAAGGUGGGAAGAGUUUCACUAAACUAUGGUCUUCCUUAGCCUAGCACUCCUCCUCCCUGGGACCUACACUCUCUAGUUUUUCUAGCAGUGGAACACAUUGGAAGCCCAUCAACUCAGUCUCACCCUUUUUGAGUUUUGGAAAGAGGGAAACUUCUUUCUUCAUGGGUCCUGGAGUCCUGUAGACAAUUGGCACGGAACCUGGAAAGGUAAGAGAUACCUGACUGGGUUCAAAGUUACAGAGUAGGUAGAAGUGUGUUGACAGUUGUGAAGAGAGCUGGAUAGCAAAGUCCUCAGCAGUACUUUCUGUUCAAUGAUAAAGACUGCAAAAUCAGUCCACAGUGGGAGGGAGAGUUCUGGAAAGUCUGAUAUCAAUAGCCAACACCCUCUUGUUCUCCUGGUUACAGUAUUCUAGUGUACACGUGACAAAGAGAAAGCAGAGGACUGUGCCUAAUGCAUGUCUCUGGGCAGAGGCCUGAUUGGACCAGUUUAUUCCUUGAAAGUGAACUUUCCUUGGUUCCCAUUAACAGUCAGUGUCCAACCCCACAACUGCAUGGAAGGACCAGCAUUGCAGCCGACUGGGGUCCACCAGGGGGAGGGACUUGGGGACCUCCUGAUGAGACAGCAGUACACUGGCAGUUUCUGUUUUGUGUUCUGAGGGAUGGCCUCACUUUGUGACCCAGGCUUGCCUCACAAAUGCUAGGAUAGUCUAUGCAUUGUUGUGCCCAGCCACACACUGUAUUGAAUCUUCUUUACAUUUGAAGGUCUAUGUGUCUGUUUUGCUAGUGGGAGAAAAAGUGGAGUUUAUGUAUCGCCUUACCUUUCUUUCUCAAGAGAGUAAAAUCUUGGUAAAUUAUUUCACUGCAUAUUUUAGCACAUUCAGUUGAAUUGAGGGAGUUUUAAAAAGUAAUAGUUUUUGAGAGUUUUAAAUUUGGAAGUGUAGUUGAAAACUUCAGAAUUAUCAGAAUGCAUCAGUUGUUUUCCCAAGUUAAGAACUUAACCAGCCUCUGGAAGAACAGAAGCAAAUGCUCCUGAGUCAAGGAAUGAAAUAGUCUUUUUCAUUGUAGUGUGAAUGUGAGACCUACCCUGCAGGGUUGUGAAAAAUCUAAGCAAACAAAAGGACCGAGAAUUAUUCUGUGCAAGAAAUGUAAAAAUCUCUCCUUGAAAUGGCAUGGUGGCUCAUGCCCUUAAUCUCAGCACACUGGAAGCAAAGGCAGACCAGUAAAGCUCUUCCUUGAAGGAAGGGGCACAGCUACAGAGAUAUCUAGAAGAGACCCUCACUGCUCUUCACCUAGCUCAUCAAAGCAGUUUUCAUCGUCACUCCCAUGGGAGUCUCUUGGCCGGUUUAAUCUACAGCAUGCAAGUGUCCCAGGGAGGGGAACAUUAAGCAUCCUGAAUAUGUGUGUGAAUUGGUAAUUUGGUUAUCCCAAGCACCUUGAUUGACAAAGAAUAAUAAGAGUGACUGAGUACCUAGUGUCUAAGACAAACAGCACAGAAGAUUCUGAGUCAAGCAGGAACCAGAGGAUUGCUGCGUGGACCUAGCAACGGUGUUGGGAUGGUGUCACUUCAGGUCCAUUCUCAAGAUGAAAGUGACUGACCAUCACCACAGCCAAAGAACAUUCGGUGGUUUCUACAGCAGCUCAGCACUGCUGUAAUCCACACACAGCGGUUUCCAUGUCCUGCAGCAGAAUUCGUUACCUGGAAUGAGGUGAUGAGCCCUGCUAGGGAGUGUCCCCUGUUGGCUUCUCGUUAAUGCUGAAGGCUCCCUCUGAUUACUGCUUGUUUAGUUUGCUUUGGGCCUGGAAACAGUGACUUUCAGAGGGCUGUAUUUUGUCACUUGGGAUUUUGAUCCAGCCUCUCCAGCAACGCUUAGCCUUGAACAUUCCUCUAAUACCUGGGGACCUGUGUGGACUCAUUGGACCUCCCUCCGUCAGCUUCAGAUAGGGGGAGCAGCAAACAGUCUUAGGUCGGUCUUAGUGGGUUUCUUAUGGAGAGAUCACAGCAGGUUGGCAGCAGUGUGGCAUUCUAAGACCCAUUUGUGCCUUAGCCAACAGAUGUGCAGAGAUUGGGAAUACCACCGAAGUCAACAUUUGAAAUGUCUAUCUUCUGAAUUUCAGUUUAGUUACCAGGUAUAUCAAUCUCUUGGAUGUAGUUAUGGGGAUUAAAUUGGGUUUAAGACAUCUAAAGAAAAAAUGCCUCACAUUGUAGAUUUCAAAUAAACCCUAAAAUAUCAGUGAUCAUCAAGCCAUAUCCUUGGAGUUGCAGCAGCAGCACCAGGGGUUUCGGGGCAGAGCUGUGACAGCACAGCAAAUGUUCUCAGGCCUGUGUGGCUGUGUCCGACAGUCGGUGCUUCUAGACAGUACACAACUGUUCAACAUUGCAUUGUAUUGAGUAUGAUAAUAAUCUAGACACCAUUUGAAGUCCACCAGAGAUGUGCGCAGGUUAAAUGUGGCAAAUGGUACUCCAUUUUCCUAAGGGAUUGAAACAUCUGUGUGCUUUGAUACUGGGAGGUCCUAGAACCAACCCCCACAUGGACUGGAGAACUUGCUUUGAUUCUGCCCAUGGGAGAUGAGAGCUGUGGAUUUGACCAAGAUAAUUAGCUUGAAAGUUUAGAGCCCUAUCAGCUGCCAGGGGCACAAGUAAAACUUACACUGAUAGGCUCAAAUACUGAAAUGCCCCUGCCUGGAAAUGCAGUCAUCGGUAGAAAUGCUUGUAUUGUUGGCAAGGAUGCACAGGUUCAUUGAUUGCCAGCUUGGUUGUUUAGAAAGAACAGCCCAUGUGGUGAGAAAAGAAUAGAUGAGCACAUCUGUUCAAUAUAUAGAGUUUAGACAUCAGAGGAGAAACUGGGAUCCGUGAGAGAAGUCAGAAACGGAGAUGGGCAUCAUAGACAGCAGGGACUGCCUGGGGACUGCCUAUAGAUGCCUGGGGUUGGGGGAUUGUAAAGAGCUACAUUGGAAUAUUCUUUGUCUUAAUUGUGGUUGUCAUAACUUUAUAUAGUUGGCAGACAUCAGAACUGUACAGUUGAAAUGAGUAAAUACAUAAGUAAAUAAAGUUGAAAUUCUUUCCUUUAAAUUUUUUUUUUUUUUUUUUUUAGUGCUGCAUAUCUAACCCAAGGUCUCAGACAGUGCUAGGGAAGUGCUCUACUGCUCAGCCAUACUCCUUGGCCCAGAGCUGGUUAAGAGACAGCGCGCAUGAGCGUACUCACACACACACUCACACACACUCCCAUCUCAUGAGGUAUAGACAUUAAAACCAUGGUCACAAGGAAGUAACAGGAAUACAGCUAAGAUUGAAAGGUAGAGCUGUGACCAGUUGGAAUGGGUAAAGCCAUUGCAAUUUGCAUAUGUGACAUGUAUGAGCAUAAGAUGUAUUGAUCACAAAUCCUUGAAGUAAUUUAUAAAGACAGUAUAUCUACCUGUGACCCAAAGCAUUGAGGGAAGCCAGACAUAGGAAGACAUAAUAUAUACAGUUAACUGAAAUUUGGAUGGGAACUCAGCUGUGGGUGCCGAAAGUAGCAGUGGUUACCUUUAUAACAAUGAUAAAGAAGGAACCUUGUGGGUUGAUAACAAUGCUACCUACAACAUGGGUUUUGGUUUUGUGGAUGGCGUGCUUGCUAAAACCUAUUGAGUUGUGUAUGUAAGACCUGUGCAUCUGUAAACAGCAUUUUAUAAAAUGAAAUUGAUGUGUUAAAUUUUAGCAUUUUAAGUGUACAUUUCAUUAGUAUUCAUAAUAUUGGACAACUUUCACUUCCCCUGGUUCUAGAAUAUUUUUCUACUUGAAAGCAAACUGUGCUCCUCCUUCACUCCCCUUUCUCCCUGCCCAUAGUAAUCACCAAUCUUUCUCUUGUUGUAGGUUUACCCAUUCUGGAUGUUUUACAGAAAUAGAAUUGUGAUCUUUUGUAUCUGGCUUAUCUGACUUAGCAUGAGUUCAACGUUCACUUUGUCAAGCAAGGCAACACUUCAUUCCUUUUAUUACUAGUUUAUUUGUGUUAGGAAAUGAUGGGUUUUGUUAUGACAUUUUCAUCAUAUAUAUUUAUCUCCCAUGGC